CCGAAUCCUUUGCAGCGCUGUACGCGUGGAUUGUGAAUACUAGCCUCAAAAAGUGACAGUUUUAAACUGUAAAUUGAUACUAGAAUUUUAAAAUAAUAAUAUAUUUUUAAAAAAUAUUAAAUUUAAUGUUUUUGUGAGUGAUUUUUUCUUUUUAAUUUUUUUAGCAAGGAAUAUUAAAUGAAUAAGCUUCACAAUUUUCCAUGCAUUUGACGAAGAGAAAGCAUUGUUUUGAUGUUACUAGGAGAAAGUGAAUUGACGAGGGCCACAGAACAGACAGUAUAGUGACUAUCGAGAUUGAGAAAGGUUGAAUGCCUAGUAAGGCAGGUUGUGUUUGUGGCUUUGGUGGCGUGUGUUGAUCUGUGUGGUAGUAUAGCAUCUUGAAAGGGGCCAAAAUACGCAGGCGAUAGGCCUGGGUGUGUUUCUGACCUGGCGAGAGAGAGACAGAGAGAGUGAUCGAGCUACGGGGUGAUGAAAAAAUUGCGUGCUAAUGCCGUGACGAGGAGACGUUCAUGAGUUUUAUUUUGUGGUUACAUCGCCUUGAGUUAUCAAGAUUCAAAAAGUGUGAAAUAUGGCGGAUCAUUUAAGGUUGACUUCUGAACAAACGGAAAAAAUACUCCAGUUUCAGGAUUUAACUGGCAUUGAAGAUAUGUCAAUAUGCCGGGACGUAUUGCAGCGGCAUUCUUGGGACUUGGAAGUGUCAGUGCAAGAACAAUUAAAUAUGCGGGAGGGUAGACCAUCUGUGUUUAAUGCAGAGAUGCGAGCCCCAGCAGUUGUGAGCAGUACUUCAACACAGAGAGUGUUCUUUUCCCCUCCGAGUAAUAAUGAUGGAACAGGAGUUCGUGGACUCUUUAAAUAUGUAUUUUCAUUAUUAAUCCAGUUAUGCUACAACACACUGGCUAACUUUUUUCAGUUUGCAUUCAGACUUGUGCGACCAGAUCCUAGAAGAUAUGUCACUGAUCCUGUAGCAGAUGUUUUAAGUUUUAUUCAUUCCUAUGAACAAAAAUAUGGUAACCUACAUCCUGUUUUUUAUCAAGGGACUUAUAGUCAAGCUUUGAAUGAUGCAAAACAGGAACUAAGAUUUCUGCUUGUUUAUUUGCAUUGUGAAGACCAUCAAGAUACACACAACUUUUGUAGGUAUACCCUACCAUGUGCAGAUGUUAUUGAUUAUAUAAAUUCCAACAUGCUGUUUUGGGCAUGUUCUGUGACUACAUCAGAAGGCUAUCGUGUAUCUCAAGCAUUACGUGAAAAUGGAUAUCCUUUUCUUGCAAUCAUUGUAUUACAUGACAAUAGAAUGACUGUGGUUGGAAGACUUGAAGGUCCUGUUGAAGCGAUUGAGCUAAUACAACGUCUUCAAACAAUUGUACGGGAUAAUGAAGCAGCACUUGUUGCAGCUCGUGCAGAAAGGGUUGAAAGGAAUUUUAAUCAGACACUUAGGCAACAACAAGAUCAGGCUUACAUGGAGUCAUUGCUGGCUGAUCAAGAGAAGGAGCGCCGGAGGUGCGAGGAGCGUGAACGUCUGGAGGGGGAGGCUCGACAGCAACGAGAACGGGAGCACCAGGAGCAGCAGCGUCGAGAGGAAAUACAACGCCAGAAGAUUGAGUUCCUGACGCAUGUGCCUGAUGAGCCACCUACAGAUUGUCCAGAAGCAGUUCAUAUGGUGAUCAAAUUGCCAGAUGGAACACGACUUGAGCGAAGAUUUUUACGAACGGAUACCCUGCAGGCCAUCUUUUAUUAUGUAUUUUGUCAUCCACUUUCUCCUGACAACUUUGAAAUUGCUACAAACUUUCCCAAGAAAGUCUUGCAGUGUUCUCCCCAAAGUGAAGGACGUUUACUAACACUUAAAGAAGCUGGUCUACAGAAUCGAGAAGUGCUUUUUGUGUAUGAUCUGGAAGCGUGAUUGUUUGAAUAACUUUGUUGACUGUGUUCUGCAUAAUACAUUUAGAAGUAGAGUACUUGUAACCAUUUCUAUGUAUUGUAUGAAUAAAAUUAUUUGGAAGUGUUACCAUCAGUGUCUUUCUUAUAUUGUCUACUUUGCAUUGUACUGUGUGAGAAUCUAUUUAAAAAAAUAUUGUCUGUUAUCUGCUGUAAUAAGCAUCUUUAAAAAUGAAUCGAUUAGAAUAAAUUGUUGCAAUGAAUUUUAUGAUGAAAAGUAAUUUGUUUGUUGUAUUUUCUUUGUUGUUCCAGUUUUUAUCUUAUUCCCAACCUGGGGCAUAUUAACAUUUCUUAAAUUAUAAAUAGAAUUGAAUGGGAAUUGUAAAUCAUAAAUAACACUGACAAAAAUAAACAUGAACUCUUUUGCUCUUAUACUCUCAUAAGCUUUUAUGUGUACUUUCCUCUAUUCAAGCAAAAAUUAUAAAGAAACUAAUUAGCACCAUUUAUAACAUCAUUUCAAUAAUGUUCUAGGUGCUGCAUUUAUGCCCUUUUUUAAUCCCCUAAAAUUAGGAUUAUCUUAAAUUCACAAGGCCUUGAGCGAGGACUUAGCACACCAUGUAUGCACUUUGUCAAGAGGUACUACAAGUAUACAGAGUUAAAAUAGUUACAAUUUAGUAGACAUUAAAUUCACAAGAUAAAAAAUAUGUAAAACUUAAAACUACUUACAUCAAGUUCUAAAAAUCUUGUACACAUUUACAUGAUUAAAAUGAAGUAUACACCAUGUGCAGAGCCUACAUUGGGAGCUCGUAUAAAACGUGCUGGUAUCAGCGUUCGGAGCACAAUUAGGUACACAACUGAUAAGUAAUGGAGUGCAGCAACAACAACAAUCUACAUUUUUGUUAGCAAAACCUCCAUGUGGGAAAGGUAGGAAAAUACAUAUGUGGUAAAAAUAAAAGAUUAUUUUGUGAAUAUGACUAUUGCUGAGCUUAUAUCAACUUAUCUUUUGAAAACAUAUCAGCUUUAACGUUGGUAUUACAGUGUAGGUAAAGGUCAUCUUCAGAUUAUUCCAAGGCAAACCUUAGUUGAUUUCCUUGAAAGAGGGCUUUAUAACGCAAAAAAGUACAUUAUACAUCACAAGACGUUAUUGGAGUGUAUUUCAAACAAACAAUAUCACUUACAUUUCCUCCUUCCUUUGCCUUGCAGAAUUCUCAAAAUUUAAGAAAUAUCUUGAUAUCCUUGUUUUAUUUAAUAUGUCCUUAAAUUUGAACUGUGUCAGCAUGUGGACCUUUCAGACUUGCCAGUUUUUCUUCAACUUGAUAUUAGUUUCACUGCUUGAGAACUGUUACAUUUUUCUAGUGUCUUUAUAACCUUGGUCAGAAAAGAGAAAACUGAUGCAAUGUUGACCAAAUAGUUUUUAAUAUUUGGAUUAUUCAGCAGUAACUAGAAUUUCAAUUGAAGAAGCUAAAUCUUUGUUCAGAUCAUAGAUCAGCUUUGAAACCUUCAAACAUAUGCAUAGUAUGUACUCUGCAGCACUCAAUCACGUUCCCAAUAUAUAUAUAUAUAUAUA
This is a messenger RNA of Gryllus bimaculatus (two-spotted cricket), 3439 nucleotides long. Lineage: Eukaryota; Metazoa; Arthropoda; Insecta; Orthoptera; Gryllidae. The record is from the annotation of a GenBank genome assembly.